Molecule: messenger RNA, 3141 nt
Organism: Columba livia (rock pigeon)
Lineage: Eukaryota; Metazoa; Chordata; Aves; Columbiformes; Columbidae
Product: inter-alpha-trypsin inhibitor heavy chain H3
Exons: 21
Coding region: 48-2798 (916 amino acids)
Biological process (GO): hyaluronan metabolic process
Molecular function (GO): serine-type endopeptidase inhibitor activity
Source: RefSeq, a predicted model, not a curated record
CAUUAUAUAUCUAUGCACAUCAUUCAGAGUGGAAACUUCUUUCCAAAAUGGAAAACCAUCUAUUACUUUUCAUUUUAUUAUUGAUUCCUGCCUUGGCAUCGUCAGAUCUUUUGGUAACACAUGUCAGAACCAUCAAGAAGCGAAAUGUUGAUAAUGACUUGGUUGUCAAUGGAAUAGAAAUCUAUAGCAUGAAAAUUGAUAGUAAAGUAACUUCACGAUUUGCCCACAACGUCAUCACCAGUAAAGCUGUCAAUCGUGGAAAUGUACACAAAGAAGUUGUCUUUGAUGUUGAACUCCCUAAGACAGCCUUCAUUACCAACUUCAGCAUGACAAUUGAUGGUGUCACUUAUCCUGGAACAGUAAAGGAAAAAGAAGCUGCAAAAAAGCAAUAUGAGAAGGCUGUUUCAAAGGGACAGACUGCUGGUCUUGUCAAAGCUUCAGGAAGAAAAACAGAAAAAUUCACUGUCUCAGUCAACAUUGCAGCAGCCAGUAAAGUCAAUUUUGAACUCACAUAUGAGGAACUGCUGAAGCGACAAUUUGGAAAAUAUGAGAUGUUCAUCAAAGUAAAACCGAAGCAGCUUGUCAGAGAUUUUGAGAUCGAAGUAGAUAUCUUUGAGCCCCAGGGUAUAAGUGAGCUGGAAGCGGAAGGAACGUUCAUCACCAAUGAACUACAAAAUAUCGUAAAAAAAACUUUUUCAGAGAAAAAGGGCCAUAUCUCUUUCAAGCCAACCCUUGAUCAGCAGCGAAACUGUGCAAAUUGCUCACAGUCUCUCUUGGAUGGUGACUUCAUUGUAAGAUAUGAUGUGAAGAGAACAACUCCGGAUAAUUUACAGAUUGUCAAUGGCUACUUUGUACAUUUCUUUGCACCGACAAAUCUUCCAAAGUUGCCCAAGAAUAUUAUUUUUGUAAUAGAUAUUAGUGGCUCAAUGGCUGGAAGAGAAAUAGAACAGACAAGAGAAGCACUUCUGAAAAUCUUAGACGACAUUAAAGAAGAUGACUUCUUCAAUUUCAUACUGUUUGGUAGUGAAGUACACACCUGGAAAGAAACACUAAUCAAGGCCACUCCUAAGAAUUUGGAUGAAGCAAGGGCAUUUGUUCGGGGCAUUGGCACCUCAGGCAUGACAAAUUUACAUGGUGGUAUAAUGAGGGGAAUCAAUAUGCUGAAUGAUGCUCAUGAACAAAACGUAGUGCCCAAGAGAAGUGCUUCUAUAAUUAUCAUGUUAACAGACGGCCAACCAAAUGUAGGUGUAUCAAACACUCAGGACAUUCAGACAGAUGUAAAAAAAGCCAUUGAAGGAAAAUAUCCCUUAUAUAAUCUUGGUUUUGGCUAUGGUGUUGACUACAACUUCCUGGAGAAGAUGGCACUGGAAAAUAAAGGAUUAGCCCGUCGGAUUUAUCCUGACUCUGAUUCAGCUUUACAGCUUCAGGGAUUUUACGAUGAGGUGUCAAAUCCCAUGCUCACAGACGUGGAGUUAAACUACCCAGAAAAUGAAAUAUCAGACCUAACUAAAAACACUUUUAAGCAUUUCUAUGAUGGGUCUGAGAUUGUGGUGGCUGGGCGCUUUAUAGACAACAACCAAAACAGUUUGACUGUAGAUGUGAGAGGUGAAGGCGCUAACGACGCCCUGUCAUAUACUGCACAACAGGAUGCUGAGCAAACAGCUAAAGCUUUCCAAGAGCAACAAUACAUAUUUGGAGAUUACAUUGAAAGGCUCUGGGCUUAUCUCACCAUUGAACAACUCCUGGAAAAACGUAUUGCAGCUACAGGAGAAGAAAAGGAGAAUUUUACAGCUGAAGCCCUGGAUCUCUCACUAAAAUACAAGUUUGUAACGCCACUGACAUCCAUGGUGGUAACAAAGCCAGAAGACCAUGACAAUCAAGAUGGGAUUGCUGAUAAACCCAUUGAAGGUAUAGACAUUUUCACAAUUUUACUUUAUUUGGGAAGCCAAAUGUUCCUUUGGCGUUCCCCUAAAGAAAGGCUUUUGUGUGCACAGGAUAUCACAGCUGCCAUGCUGGCUCCGCAAUCUUUCUUACAUAGUUCAUACCCCACAUGGUAUACUAGUGUUGAUGGAGAUCCACACUUCAUUAUAUCGGUACCACAAAAAGAAGAUGCCAUUUGUUUCAAUAUCAAUGAAAACCCAGGUGCUGUGUUAAAUUUAAUAAAUGACCCAGUUACAGGCAUCACAGUUAAUGGAGAACUCAUUGGUGAUAAGAAGGCAAAUAGUGGCGCAAAGAUCCAAAACACAUAUUUUGGAAAACUUGGCAUUGCAAAUAAACACCUGGAUUUAAAACUGACAGUAACUCCUGAGAAGAUCAUAGUACAGAAGGGCAAUGAAAAAACAGGUUUCACCUGGCUUGACUCAGUCACUUUGCAGCAAGAAGGUUUAACUUUGAUAAUCAAUAGAAAAAAAAAUCUGGUGGUCUCAAUGGGCAGCGGUGCCUCAUUUGUUAUUGUUUUGCACCAAGUAUGGAAGAAACAUCCUCUCCACCAAGACUUCCUAGGACUGUAUACAUUGGGAAGUGAUAAACUGUCUGAACAGACCCAUGGAUUAUUAGGACAGUUUUUCCGCCCCAUUGACUUCACCAUACUUGAAAUUCAUCCUGGGUCUGAUCCCAAGAAACCAGAUGCCACAAUGAUUGUUAAAAACAAGGAACUAACAGUAACAAGGGGCUGGCAGAAGGACUUCAGAGAAGAUCCUGCACACGGCAUCGACAUCCCCUGUUGGUUUGUUCAUAACAAUGGAGCUGGGCUGAUAGAUGGUGUUCAUACAGACUAUAUUGUUUCCAGUCUGUUUUAAACAACUACAGCUUCCUGUAAAGUCACGGGUAUACGGAGUCUGAAUUAACAGUAUUUUUCAGUGUUUAAGAACUAUUAAAAAUACAUAAGCUUACUGUGUUUGGCAAUGCUAAGAGAGGGUUUUGCUGCAUAUUUCAUCAAAUGUUAAGUGCUAAACAGCUAUUCUGCUUGUGUGCACAGAUAUCACUCACCCACUGAAAUAUCCUCAUUUUACUGAAUAAUUUACUAGUUUUAAAAUUCUGACUUAAAACAUUACUUUGUAAAACACAAUGAGAACAUUCUAUCCAGUUUUAAAUCAAUAACUGUGUGUCAGGAGUGAUUUAAAUAAAAGCAUCAGUACUUAA